CUCGACGACCACCACCACAAAAUUCUUUAAAUGUUUCACCAGAAUUUAAUCCACGAUAUAAAUUUGGUAGUGGUAAAAAAUUCGUUAUGAAAGAUAAUCAUCCAUCAAUUGAAAAAGUAAAAUUUGAACGAGAACUUAAAAUGGCUAUUAGUUUUCAUCGUGAACUUAAACGAGCAAAAGAAGGCAAUGAAAAAAGUCUUUAUGCUCGUCAUCAACCGGUUUAA
Rotaria sordida is the source of this 224-nucleotide messenger RNA. NCBI's taxonomy places the organism in Eukaryota, Metazoa, Rotifera, Eurotatoria, Philodinida, Philodinidae. The record is from the annotation of a GenBank genome assembly.